CGCACUUUCUUAUUUUCCUUGAUGAGUAAAGACCCCAAGAAAAAGACGCCUCUUCUUACUCACUUGGUUGCCGGUGGAGCAGCUGGUCUGAUCGAAGCUUGCACUUGCCAUCCACUUGAUACAAUCAAGGUUCGGAUGCAGCUUGCCAAGACUACACCCAGAAAUGCAGCGGGAAAGCGCCUGGGGUUCUUUGGCGUAGGCCUGAAGAUAGUUAAGAACGAGUCUUUCUGGGGUCUCUACAAGGGUCUUGGUGCUGUCGUUUCUGGCAUUGUCCCCAAGAUGGCUAUUAGAUUCAGUUCCUUUGAGCUUUACAAGUCUUGGCUGGCUGACUCUACUGGAAACGUCAGCACAACUGCCGUAUUUUUUGCCGGUCUUGCUGCAGGAACUACUGAAGCAGUUGUUGUAGUUGGACCAAUGGAUCUGAUCAAGAUUCGACUACAGGCUCAGAGACAUUCUAUGGCUGAUCCUAUGGAUAUCCCAAAAUAUCGUAAUGCUCCUCAUGCUGCAUUUACAAUUGUACGAGAAGAGGGUUUCCGUGCCUUAUACAAAGGAGUUGGAUUAACAGCUUUAAGACAAGCUACCAAUCAGGCAGCCAAUUUUACGGCGUACCAAGAAAUGAAGAAGUACGCAAAGCGACUCCAAGGAUUGGACGAACUUCCUUCUUACCAACAUUUGAUUCUCGGUGGCGUUUCUGGCGCAAUGGGUCCCCUAUCAAAUGCACCAAUCGAUACUAUAAAAACACGUAUCCAGAAAUCAAAUGCAAAAGGCUCUGCAUGGAAUCAACUCAAGAGUGUUACAAGUGAAAUAUUCUACAAGGAAGGAUUUAGAGCAUUUUACAAAGGGUUGACUCCGAGAUUACUAAGAGUCGCACCAGGGCAGGCUGUGACGUUUAUGGUUUACGAGAAGGUUCGCGCAUGGCUUGACAUUGCGACAGGAGUUCAGUAAAGAAAAAAAAAGAAUUCAGUCCACGGGUUUAGGCCUUAUCAUAGACGAAGAGAAAUGUUGAAUCAUAUAUUGAGAAUGUAUGUACGUUAAAAAAAUACAACAGAUGAGAAAGUAUUCUCCGUAAUGGUGUGUGCAAAAUACGAGGCUAUUCGAAUGUAGAUAUCAUUAUAUUAUUUCGAUCCUUUUAUGUAUUUCAUGUGUAGGGAUACAUAUAAUACAAGUAGCCUCAUAAUAUCAG
Molecule: messenger RNA, 1183 nt
Organism: Phycomyces blakesleeanus NRRL 1555(-)
Lineage: Eukaryota; Fungi; Mucoromycota; Mucoromycetes; Mucorales; Phycomycetaceae
Exons: 6
Coding region: 22-945 (307 amino acids)
Biological process (GO): transmembrane transport; fumarate transport; succinate transport
Source: RefSeq, a predicted model, not a curated record